Molecule: messenger RNA, 306 nt
Organism: Lasiosphaeria miniovina
Lineage: Eukaryota; Fungi; Ascomycota; Sordariomycetes; Sordariales; Lasiosphaeriaceae
Product: Tim10/DDP family zinc finger-domain-containing protein
Exons: 2
Coding region: 1-306 (101 amino acids)
Biological process (GO): protein insertion into mitochondrial inner membrane
Cellular component (GO): mitochondrial inner membrane
Source: RefSeq, a predicted model, not a curated record
AUGUCUUUCUUCGGCCUUGGCAGGCCGCAGCCUACGUCGGCCGAGAAGAUCGCGGCCGUCGAGAACGAGCUGAAGAUGAUGGCCGACAUGCACAACCGGAUGACGCGGGUGUGCUCAGCCAAGUGCGUAGACAAGACCUACCGCGAAUCGGAUCUGGCCAAGGGCGAGGCCGUGUGCCUGGACCGGUGCUCGGCCAAGUUUUUUGACGUGCACGCCAAGAUCUUUGACCAGAUACAAAAGGAGACGACGGAGCGCAUGGCGGCGGCCGGUGGCGGCGGCGGCGGCGGCGGCGGCUUCGGCAUGUAA